UAGCAACACCGCUUUUGAGAGCGCGCUGUCGCGACCGGAAAAAGAACACCGGGGAGUGACGUCAUCGCUCGUAACAAUGGCGUCCAUGGAUGUGGAGGAGUUUAUCGGUCAGAACCGGCAGCUGGCUGACCGGGUUGAGGCUUUCCGCGGGUUCUCGGAGAGCGACAAACACUGGAAGGGCAGGCGGGAGUUCAUCUUCAGGAACAUGGCGGACUUCCCGGAGCCGCAGGUGGAUCAUCUGCUCGCGCUCUCCAUGGUCUGGCAGAACCACGUGUUCAUGGGCUGCAGAUACAGCUCAGAGCUGCUGCAGAGGGUGAUGGAGAUGGCGGAGGGCAUCGAGGUGGAGGACGCUCCAGUCUUCAAGACCAGAGAUGAGAUCAUCAGACAGCAGAAGCGGUGAUGCCUGAGCGACUGCACGUCUACAUGAGGAGCAGGGAGAUCAUCAGCAUCACUCAUCUACUGUACAUAUGAGGAGCAGUUUUAUACCGUGUUGUUGUUGUUUUUAUUUACUGUAACUGAAAUGAUCAGUAUAAGUCAUGUUAAUGCGCUGCAGUUCUUGUGCCCCAAAUGCAUUUAUUGCAUUGACUUGCCUAAUGUACAGCUGAUGUCCUUAUCUGGUUGCAUCUGCUGUAGCCUAUGCAGAUGAUGCUUUAAUAAACUCCACCGAUGUGUUUUUAAUGCAAUAAAGCGGAUUCAGAAGUUGUGCAAUGGAAACACUCUUCUGAUGAUAAUACUGCAGCUUUUCCUGCUGAAUAUGAUCUCGAAGUGGACUGCUGUGAUGAUGACUGGCUAUUCAUUAUUAUAACUGGCCUGUUUUUUAUGUCGUGUAUUCACCUUCUCUCAUCUGUGUUCUCAGAUAGAUUGAUUAUUUAGUUUUUAGCAUGUAUUUGAGCUCAUGAGUGUCAAUAAAGCCUCCGUUCUCUCCA
Molecule: messenger RNA, 926 nt
Organism: Danio rerio (zebrafish)
Lineage: Eukaryota; Metazoa; Chordata; Actinopteri; Cypriniformes; Danionidae
Source: RefSeq, a predicted model, not a curated record